Messenger RNA from Trypanosoma conorhini, 714 nucleotides. RefSeq lists its product as uncharacterized. The coding region runs from base 1 to 714 and encodes 237 amino acids. The record is from RefSeq and is a predicted model, not a curated record. NCBI's taxonomy places the organism in Eukaryota, Euglenozoa, Kinetoplastea, Trypanosomatida, Trypanosomatidae. The transcript has a single exon.
AUGUGGGACCGGGUCUGGCGCCGUCUUUUUGGUCGUGUCAGUGUCCCUGGCGUUGUGUAUAGUGACGAAGUAGACGCGGCGGCGCAGCUGCGGCAGCAGCGGGAGGCGUCUGCGUGGCGUGGCAACCUGCGCAAUGUGCGUCUGGACACCGCGCCGGCGCUGCUGUUGCGCACGAGUGGCGUCGAUCAGUCGAUUCCAGGGCCGGAGGAAGAUCCGUAUACCUUUUGGGAGCGUAUUGGCAUCGUGCCUGUGCAUCCCUCCCGCGUGCGACCGCGGCAGUACUAUCACCCCAUCACAGACUUUGGACUUUACGACUAUGACGAAGUGUCGCCGGAGGAGCGAGAUCUGACGGCGGGGUGGAUGGCAAAAGUGUUGGAGUUUAACGGCGCGGUACCGCUUGGCAUCGUGUGCGCCGUCGGCUGUGUUGUGUUGCCCUUGCACACCGUGUAUCGUAUGCCGCUGCUCGUGGCGGCAGGAGCGUCGGGAGUGAUGGUUGAAAUCACCCGGGCGUACAUGUCUGCCGCAAAGGAGCGGCAGGACCUCGAUGACUUUAUCCUCGCAAAGGAGAUAUGGUACAUUAAGAACGUCGAGGCCUACCAGCUUGGUAUCCCGCGUAUUCCAAAGGGACGCGAGGCAGAGUACCACUCCUACAUGGACGGCACCGUUUCGUCGGCGCAGGUGCUUCCAGAUGAAUUGAUCGACGCACUUCACUGA